Zea mays is the source of this 2539-nucleotide messenger RNA. RefSeq lists its product as uncharacterized. The transcript is spliced from 5 exons. Lineage: Eukaryota; Viridiplantae; Streptophyta; Magnoliopsida; Poales; Poaceae. Gene Ontology annotation, biological process: protein phosphorylation. Gene Ontology annotation, molecular function: ATP binding; protein kinase activity. The coding region runs from base 215 to 1600 and encodes 461 amino acids. The record is from RefSeq and is marked validated.
CGCAAACCCCGCUUUUGUUUAUCAUUCCGCCUCUCCAGUCUUGACUUCCCCUCUCUUUCUCUCUUCCCGGCGGGGCGGCCGGAAAUCUCCCCCCAAAUUCAGCUGGUUUCACGGGAGCUAUCGGCCGGUGGAGAGGAAAGGACGAGUCUUGAGCUGGACUUCUUGGCGGAUUGGCUGCUGGCAUUCGCAGGAACUGUGUGUCAGGAGCGGGGAGAUGAGCUGCUUACCGUGCUCCGGUUCCUCGGGGAAGGAGGACAAGAGCUUGGCGGCGCUCUCGCCGAGCCCCCGGCCUGCGGCCAAGGCGGCACCAGUUCGAUCAAAUUCACGUGCUUCGAGCUCCAGGAAGGAAGAUUCUGUACCUGUUCGCAGAGGAGGAAACGCUGCACAUGGCCCGGCACAGAUUUUCAGUUUCCGGGAGUUGGCUGUUGCCACCAAAAAUUUCAGAAGAGAUUGCCUGUUGGGAGAAGGUGGCUUUGGUCGUGUGUAUAAAGGACAUAUGGAAAAUGGGCAGGUCAUUGCUGUGAAGCAACUUGAUAGAAAUGGUUUUCAAGGAAAUCGUGAAUUUCUUGUGGAGGUUCUCAUGCUAAGUCUCUUGCACCAUCCUAAUCUGGUCAGAUUAAUUGGCUAUUGUGCCGAUGGUGACCAGCGCCUCUUAGUUUACGAAUACAUGUUGUUGGGAUCACUGGAAAAUCGUCUGUUUGCAGGCAAGGAACCUCUUGACUGGAAUACAAGGAUGAAGAUUGCUGCUGGUGCAGCGAAGGGUCUGGAGUACCUUCAUGACAAGGCAAAUCCACCAGUCAUAUACAGAGACUUCAAAUCAUCAAACAUUCUUCUGGGUGAAGACUACUACCCUAAGCUGUCUGAUUUUGGGCUUGCAAAACUUGGUCCAGUUGGUGACAAAACCCAUGUAUCAACACGAGUUAUGGGAACAUAUGGAUAUUGCGCUCCUGAGUAUGCCAUGACAGGGCAGUUGACGCUAAAGUCUGACGUUUACAGCUUUGGUGUUGUGUUCCUUGAACUUAUUACAGGCCGCAAAGCAAUCGAUCACACCCAGCCUUCAGGGGAGCAAAACCUUGUCGCAUGGGCUCGUCCACUUUUCAGAGACCGAAGGAAGUUCUGCCAGCUUGCUGAUCCAUUGUUGCAUGGCGGCUACCCGAAAAGGGGUUUGUACCAGGCCUUAGCUGUUGCAGCUAUGUGUUUGCAGGAGCAAGCAGCAUCCCGGCCGCUGAUAGGAGACGUUGUCACUGCACUGUCUUACCUAGCUGCACAUCCUUAUGAUCCAAAUGCGCCUUCCACAAAGGAUUCUAAGACCUGCCCGUCUACCCCAAGGGCAAAGACACACCGACGAACCACCAGUGUUCCUGAUGCUCAACAUGCUGCUGAGUCGCUUAUUUUGAACUUCCCAGACAUGAGGAAGGAGACUGUCAGAGGAGGGGAAUUCGAGAAGGAUCGUACUGAAGGUUCUGGCAGCAGCAGUAGCUCUGGAAGGAACGAUUGCCUGGAUGUCCCGCGACUUCUAUCCGUUCCUAACGGCAAAGUUUGCGGUGAAGGUAAUAACAUUCAGAAGUCCACUGUUAAGGUUGGUGCCCGUGAGAACUAGAAUACAGAGCCGGCCAAAUUCUGCAGGCAUCUUUGAAUGGAUGCAUGGAUUAGACCAUUCUUUCCAUGCUUGCUGUCAAUUUUGCGAGGAAUCUUCGUCGCUUGGCGUGAGUCUUUCUGAAGGGGACUGUUGUCGAGAGUUGAGUACUACCACUGCAACAGGUUUGGUUUUGCAGACCCGGAUAGCCUCAUGCUCCACGGUUGGUUUUUGGUUGCCUCCACGGAACAGUUCAACAAUUCCUCCAGGCUUUACAUGAAGUCUCAUGCUGAUGAAAGGAAGAACUACUCUGUCGCUGAGAUUCAGAGCUUAGACUCUUUAGAGUGUGCAUUUCGAUGAGAAUCUGCUACAUUCUGAAUGUCACCCACACCACAGCUUUCACCUGUGCUGACUAACGAACCCUGCAGUAAUGUGUCAUUGAAGGAUGUGGUUGAGUUUCCUUGUUCUGUUCUUGUAGGAACCACGUGCCGACAGGGCUGUGUCUGUACAUGUUAAUGGGUUGUUUGUAGGAACAAUUGGAUCUAUACCAUUAAAAGAUCCAAACUUUAGAUAUAUACCAUGGACCUCAUAUGUCAUUGACUCAUGUGGACCCACAUGUAAGUGAGAUAGUAAUGGUAUGGAUCUAAAGUGGUGAUCUUUUAAUGGUAUGGAUCCAAAUUUCCCUUGUUUGUAAGUAGAGCUGUUCAUAUAUUUAUUUUUUCUUCUUCGUCGGUAUUGUGUAAUGGGGUGAUUUGCAGACAACAUGUCAGGCGUAGCUCUGUAGUCUGUACAGAAAAAGAAGGUUUGCUUUUUUGUUUGCUUGGUAUUGUAUGUAACAUUGACUCGUCAUAUACUAUUGUACAAAUGGGGAAGAACACUGAUCCUUUGGGUAAGGUGCUGCUUCUCUUCGGUUUGAACUGGAGCGAAUUGGAAUGAGGAAGAGGGGAGGGGAAACCCCCCAAG